GCACUGAGACCUUCCUCCUCAAUUCUGUAACCCUAGAACGUCUCCUAACGCCACAGCGAAGGCUUAUCAGGUUCUCCCUGGCAUCCUUUUUCCUAGGUCUUUCGUACUUCGUGGUCCAGAAUGUUCCGCCAGAAGCGUUUGUGUUGCGGAGAAAAGUUCCGAUAGUACCCUCAUGCGUUGCGAAGCUUGUGGUUUAGGUGCAGCCUAGGGCUUCUUGACGUGGAUGGCGAUUUCGUGUAAGAAGUAGGUGCAAGGUCUAGGGCAACGAUCUGUGUAAAGGCCCUUCUAAGCAGGCAGCGCUCGACGGUUGAAAGCAUAUACGGUGCCAUACUCGUAGUUUUCCAGUAGUUCCUCGGUUUCCGCUUGUUCGAGGCUCCUCCAUGCAUCCAUUGCAGUUAUUUGAUCCUCCUUAACGACGUUCACAAAAGCUUCAGCGACUUAACAUCCUCCUUAACGACGUUAGACUCACCAGAGCAGUAGCUGUUACCUUGUAACAUGGAUCCAGCAACCUGCAACAGUUGGGAGAGGGCGUCACAAUCGUCCGAUCACUACCAUCGCGAUGACGAUUACCAGGACAACCACGGCAACGGCUGGGACGAAGAACCCAGAGGGUCUAGUUGGGAGCGAGAAAACACUGUAGAUAGACAGCAACGGCAGCAGCGGCAUCAGCAGCACCAUCAGGAGCAGCAGUGGGAAGAGGAUGACCACGUAGGAGAGCAGGAGCGGCGAAGACCGCAAAAGGAACGGGAAGCGAAGCCGACGAGAAAAAAGAAAGAGAAGGAGAGCGGGGGUAGUAGCAGCAGCAGUGGUCAUAAGAAGGCAGAGUCAAACGGACCGACAAUACCCGAAGAGUUUAUGUGUCCGCUCUCGCUAACCGUCAUGACUGACCCCGUUAUAAUCGCAUCCGGCCAGACGUACGAGCGUGCUUCAAUCGAGAGGUGGUUCGCAGAGGGUAAGCGGACGUGCCCCAAGUCUGGCGUGCGGAUCGACCAUACAAACUUCUGCCCGAACUUCGCCCUGAAAAGCAUGAUCUCUGAUUGGAUGGCGCAAGGUUCGGGCGGCCAUUCUUCAGCUGCCCGUCCCAGUACUGCCCCGGCGAAAAAAUCCACGGUAAAAAGCUCCUCGAAAACCAGCCAGUUGCGGCCGAAAACACCACCUCCCCCUUCACUAAUGGCGCCUCGAUCGGAGACCGGCCCAGGCGAACAGGACCUCGAACGCCUGUCCGACGGCGCCGUGCGAAAGAAAAAGGUGGUUAAGAAGAAGAGCGCGGACGGCGGGGAGGAGAGCAAGGUGGAGAGAGGGCGGAAGGCGUCAGGCUCGGGAAGCGGUAGCGGUUCGGACGCCGGUGCUAAGGCUCGGGCGAGGUCCGUGAGCCCGCUUCCGUCGAACCUAUCGAAGAAAAUGGCGGCGCUGGGCGGCGGAGACGGUCAGGUAGGCGACGGGCCGACGGAUAUUAAAGCCGUAUGGGAGAGUAUAGCCGCGCAGGGGAGCAAGCCUAAGAAGGCCGGCGGCGGUCUGCAGCGGCACCUGUCGUACUUCCCGCGAGGCGAGGACGGGUUCGGCUCCCCCGCCGACGAUGAUGACGAUGACGUGGGGGGAAAGCUUUCCACGGGGAUUUCCGCUCUUAAGUUAGGGCGCGCGGGCGGCGGCGGAGGAGGGGGAGGUCCGGGGAAGAUAUCGGAUCUUAUGAAAGGUCGGAGUAUGAAGAUGACGAGGAAGCAGCGGGACAAGCUACUAUCGGAGAUAGGAGCGGAUGGGGUGAAAGGGGGCGGCGCGGGGCUAAGGCCGUCCCCGUCGGUGGGGGACGAGGGGGAAGCCGCGCCGCCGUCGCUCCGCAGCAGCGCGAAGAUGCGGUCCCAGUCGGAAACGGGCAGGAAGGUGAAAAAGUCGGAACGGGACGCGGACAGGGCGGCAGGCGGAGGAGGGGGCAGGGGGGACGAGGAGUACGGGGGGCGCGGGGAGCACCUGGCGCCAGGGGGGAGAAUGCUGGUGGGAGGAGGAGGAGGCGGGGUAGGCGGAAACAUGUCCCCGCUGCCGCAGCGUCCGGGGUCGGUGGGGCAUGGACGGGUCCCGAGCGUGAGUAGCAACAGUAGCGGGAGCAGCACGGGUGGGCGGCGGCACUUCGGCAUGGAGUCGACCGACGGUAGCAGCGCCAGCGCCAGUGGGGGCAGGCGCCAGUUUGCCGCUAACCCCGGCGACGAGCGCCCCAGGACCUCGGGCGCCGCGUUCGGCGGCGGGGAGUACGGGCAGGGCGGGCCGAGUGGGGGAGAGCCGUGGAGGGGGGCGGGGCAGGGGCUGGCGCCUAGCAGCAGCAGCGGGGGGAGGCCUAAGGGGCUCCGGAAAGGCGUGCUAAAAAACGCGGCUGGCGCUGCUGCCGCUGCUGCUGGCGGCGGUGGGGGCGGGGGCGGAUAUGGGGGAGGGCAUGGGCAGGGUUUAGGGCAGGGUAUGGGGCAGGGGCAGGGGCUAGAGCGGCUGACGUCAUCCAUCCCGCAGUGGCAGGCGGACAUUGAAGCCAUGUCGGCCGGCAGAACGUUCCGAAAGUCGCCGACCAACCCGUCGCCGCACCUGCAUGACGUGGACGUGGAGAGCACCCAUUCGGCCGGCAGGGCGUUUAGAAAGGCGACUACGAACCCGACUAUGCAAGAUGUUGAUAUGGGCUAUGGCCAUGCCAGUACCCCCCCCAUGACCCCUCCCCCCCAGCUGCCCCCCCAGCCGUCCCAGCCGCCUGCUGCUACAGCCGGGGGCGGCGCUACAGGCGUGCCCAGGCUGCAGCGGAACAGCAGCGCGCGCAGCACGUGCAGCAUGAUGAGCAUGCCGGGCGGCAGCAAUGAUGACCCGGGCGGUGCGCCGGUCCGCCGCGACAUGAACCCCAUGGUGGAGGCGCUCAACUUCGGGUCAGGUGUGGACCGGCGGGCAGCGGUGCGAGACAUCCGGGCAGCGAUCAAGGGCUGCCCGGAAAACAAAGCGCAGCUGGUGCAGCUGGGGGGGAUCGAGCCGCUGGUCGAGGUGAUCGAAUCGGACGACCUGGAGGCAGCAGAACACGCCGUUGCUGCCCUCAUGAAUCUCUCCCUCCACUGGAACGCGUCAGGGGAGAUCGUGCGAGCUGGGGGGAUCCCAGCCCUGGUAGGGAUGUUGAACCACGGUACUUCAGCCUCCCAAGGCAACGCGGCUGCCACUCUGUUCGCGCUUUCUAAGGAGGAUGACCACAAGCUCAUGGUGCGGGCGUCAGGCGCCAUCCCCGCACUUAUCUCCCUCCUCAAAACCGGCACGGUGCGUGCGAAGAAGGAUGCGGCGCUGGCGCUCUUCACCCUCUCUACCCAAGUCCGCUGCGCCCGAGACAUCCUUAAAGCUGGAGCAGUCGAGGUCCUCCUAGGGAUGUGUGGUUCGGGGGACUCUUCCGACCCUCCCCCUCCCGGCCUGGAAGAGAAAGCCACGGCGGUGCUAUCCAACCUGGCUCGGUUCCCCGAGGGGUGUCAGUCGAUUGUGGAGUGCGACGGGCUCACCAUGUUCGUGGACCUGUUGGACGAGGGGUCGUCGGCGCGGGUGAAGGAGGACGCGGCGUCGGUGCUGCUGCAGCUGGCGGCCAUGGGUUUUGUGACGUACGGGGACCUGCUGGCGGAAGGCGUGUUGCCGUCGCUGGUGCGCGUGUCGCAGACGAGCGCUGAGAACUCGGAGGCGAAGACGCUGCUGCAGAUACUCAGGCAGCACUGCGCUGAGAACAAGCGGUGAAAGGGGCAAGAGGUGCAACGCGACGCCACCAUUUGGUAACAUGAUGCCCUUGGUGCUGUCUGCAGCGCUGCUGCCACGUUUCCUUGGCUGAUAGGUUGGCUGUUUCGUCCGGAUCGCAUCAGGAGCAACUCUGCAGUGUGCAUGGCUGGUGGUUUCAUGGGUGGGCUAUCUGGAGGAUCACCUGUUUCGAUGGCACACGCAGAAUAAUUCAUUUGUUUUGUGACCUUAACUGCGUAGUCAGCUAGUCUGUUGGAUGGGUUUAUUUAUGUGCACCAUCUGUGCAGUAUGUGAGCAUCAUGAAGAGAGGAGACUGGCUUCAGUUCUUUAUUCCAGCUCAGGCAUCUUUUCAUUAUUAACUCCAUAUUCUGCUAGUACCGU
This is a messenger RNA of Closterium sp. NIES-67, 4107 nucleotides long. The record is from the annotation of a GenBank genome assembly. NCBI's taxonomy places the organism in Eukaryota, Viridiplantae, Streptophyta, Zygnematophyceae, Desmidiales, Closteriaceae.